AUGGAGAUUGAUUGGUGCGUCUGUGGUAAAAGAGUCUAUGAUUCCAAUGACUAUUAUUGCUCGAAUGAAUGCGCAUCUGCCGAGAAUUCUUCAAGCACGAUUAAAUCUCUAUCGAUAAAUUCAAACUUUACCUCACCACAAGCUCCCCCGAAUAAUCUGCACUUUUCUAUCACGAUCACCUCGAAUGUUUAUAAGGCUUCGGAUUAUAAUUCCAAGGUUUUGUCCCCUCCCCAGUCGGUAGCUUCCUCUUACACCGAUUCAAAUGUGUCAUCAUCAUUUACAAGCAUCAGCACGUUCGAUCAAGAAUUCGACGAUUACAUUUACACUUAUCGUAAUCCAGAGAGUAAGGCAGACAUGAUUGAUGACGAUUACUACACUUCGUAUUACUCCACCAGUAAUCCGAUUGAUAUCCCAAGCCCAAGAACUCAAGCUGCGAAUGAUCACGCAUUGGAACCUAUCAACAAAGGGACCUUUGGCGAGAAGAAAAGUUUUUUCUAA
Funneliformis geosporum is the source of this 498-nucleotide messenger RNA. Lineage: Eukaryota; Fungi; Glomeromycota; Glomeromycetes; Glomerales; Glomeraceae. The record is from the annotation of a GenBank genome assembly.